AUGACCAGAAGCAGUAGCUCGGGAUCUCUUUACGAUGACGUUUUCGGGGGCCCCCCAACGGGGGUCAGCUCGUCCAACAACGACUUUGGUGACCUGUUGGGAGGAUUCAAAACUUCAGGAUCUAGGCCGCUGUCCAGCCAGAACUCCUUCCCCGAUGACUUAUUGGAAGGGUAUAGUGCUUCCAAGCCACCGCAAGCAACGGCUCACGCUUCUUCGAGUUCUCUGGAUGACAUUUUCUCUGGAGGACUGCGUCAAACUCGAACGUCGGUAAUGAACCGCGACGAUGACCCGUUUAGUUCAUUCAGCAUGCCGAAGCCCGAGCCGAAGGUGGCACAAUCUCAGACGCUAUUCGACGACGAUUGGAACUUCGGUGCGUCCAAGUCCAAGCCUGCGUCGAGAGAAGCGACAUUGCAUGCUUCUAUCGACAGUGACCUGCUGGGAGAUUUUUCAACAUCUGGGAGCCGUUCGAAGGAGGCGAGGCCGUUUCGAUCUCCACAUUCUAGCCCCCCUGGAGCCAAGCAUUCCGAACCUGUGUUCGACGAGUUUCUACCAGGGUUCGAUGGCGGCGACCAGGGGAAGAGGAUUGCGGUAUCAGACGCAGACGAAAUGCGGGGCAUUCCGAUCAUAAGUACAGAUGAUGACGAUGUAUUUAGCAGCAUCCCUAGCUCCACAUCAGCUACCACGGCAGAUCCUUUCCGAGGCAUUCCCGGCGCCAGGUUUGAUGCUGAACCUGAUGCCUCUCGAAGAAUGCCCCCUGUUACACCCCUAGAUGCAGCGGACGAAAUGCGCGGAAUCCCGCCCAUGUGCUCCUCUCCGAUAGUGGAUAAUGCUCCGUUCUCCUCAGCCGCAGAGGUGGAUCCUUUCGCCAACAUCAUUGCGGAUUCUGUUCCCCCUCCUGUUGCUUCUCAGUCGGAUCCGCUGGACCCCUUCAACAUGCCCCCUGCUUCCGUUCCCUCUAAUAAUGAUGUUAGUGGGGGAUCGGGUGCUCAAUUCAGCAAUGAAGGUGAGUCGUAUGCUGCUUUCGAUGGGUUUCCACAUCUAUCGCCUGUGACCACCUCGAAGGUCAAGGAGUCGACUCCAAGCCGCUCAGGAUCCGGUUCAGACGGCAGAGAAGGAUCUCAAGGUUCGGGCACCUGGGAUGACAAGCCUUCAAGGCGGGGAUUUGGUAGCGUCCCGUACAACGUGGACCUCAACGAGGCUCCCGAAAUGGCAUCUCCUAUGUACCCGUCAGGCAAAUAUGAUAGCCGGACCGAGACGGGGUCGAACGGCUACGCACCGAAGUUCGAUACCGAGCCGAAGUUCGACGAACCGUCCGUGCCGGGAGACGAACGCAGCAACAGCAGCAGGCACGAUACUGACAAAGUGCCUAAAGACAUUUUUGAAGAGAAAUGGUUGACUGUCGAUGAUUUGAAACUGGUGACGGCGCCUUCCGCGACGCGACCCCCUUCACGUGCUCCUCCAAGGCCUGGAUUCGACAAGAGCAGAAGUUCCAGGAGUGCUGCUAGCCAGAGGGGCAGUGUCGGCGAGGGAAGCUGGGGAAGAUCCGAUGAGGUGCCAGCGUACAGGGGCAGCAGGUCUAAUGGGCCGGAUGCCUCGAAGGGGGACGAAUUGAAGAGAGAAAAGGCAGCUGCCAGAGGACGAGAAGCGGCCUUGGUGCUGAAGGAACGAGAGGCUGCAGAGCGGGAAAUGGCGGCGAGGCAGAAAGAUAGAGCCGCGAGGCAGAAAGAGAGAGCAGAGAGACAGAGGGAGAGGGAAAGACAGAUGGACUGGCUGAGAGAACAGGAGACGCUGAGGAAUGCCGAGCAUGUGGGGGAGAGGGUCGACACCAGGAACGAAGCGGCGAAUGCUCGAGAUGAUGAGGCUGCAGAAAGGACGAGAAAGGCGGCAGAGAGAGCUGCCAAGGAAGCGCAGCACAGGAUGGAGAAGGCGGCUGCCGAGAGGGCGAUCGCCGAAGCUAGAGUGCGAGCAGAGAAGGCCACAUUGCAGAGGGCGGCAGCAGCUCGCGACCAGGAGCAACGAGAGAAGGAGCAGAAGGAGAUUCAUCUGAAUAUAUAUUAUAUAAUAUUUAUAUAA
Physcomitrium patens is the source of this 2073-nucleotide messenger RNA. The record is from RefSeq and is a predicted model, not a curated record. NCBI's taxonomy places the organism in Eukaryota, Viridiplantae, Streptophyta, Bryopsida, Funariales, Funariaceae.